Messenger RNA from Varroa destructor (honeybee mite), 807 nucleotides. RefSeq lists its product as uncharacterized. The record is from RefSeq and is a predicted model, not a curated record. Lineage: Eukaryota; Metazoa; Arthropoda; Arachnida; Mesostigmata; Varroidae.
CACAUUUUUCAAACUGCUAAUACUAUUCGGUACAUUAUGUUCUUGAGGAAUUUGCGUUUUUACAUUUACUGAAAAGAGUUAGGUUUACGCGGAAACUCACGAUGACACCCGAUUUUUAGCGUUACGCAAAGCCACCUGUACCAUCACCGUCAACCGGUCACCAUUGAAUUACCUUACUCACAACAGAAAGAUCACCUUUUGCGCCUUCUCUCUUAAACGUCUUCAUUAAACAGCCUGAACUUACCCAUAACUUGGCAUUGGCGCUGAUCAUGUUAGCUUUCUGACGGCAUACGCCUUAUGCACUGCACAGCAUCUUCCUGCUUUCUCAUUGCUUGAUGUUCGCAACACUUAACCCACUAGAGAAGGACUCAAUGGCUACUUGUUACCGUACCACGUGGAAAAUAACGAGUGCUGUUGCCUUGGAGCGUCCUAUCGUCUAUGCUCUCGUGCCCGAUCCGGCCGCCGGCACUGCCCAGUGUCUACAGGAGACUUCUAGAUUUAGCAGCGAGCCCCUUACCGCACCGUAUUGUCGAUGCUGGGUAUCCCGACGAUGCUGUCGAGGAUGGUUCCAAAAGGUAGGUAUUCAUCAAUCUACGAACGGCAACGGUACUUGUGACGCUGGGAAUUUCUGCAAAGGCUUAUUACUGAAUUAAAGCAAACUUCGUUAAAGCAAAAGGUUCGGUACGUCGAGAUCUUCUUCCAGGCUCAGAUCAAUAAAGUAUUAUUAACUUCUCGUGCGCAAAAGUACUAAGUGUUUAUGAUGCAAUUUGUAAUAAGAUGUACGGAAGUCCAGUCGUAAUCAGCCUA